Messenger RNA from Solea senegalensis (Senegalese sole), 1657 nucleotides. Its product is annotated as homeobox protein goosecoid-2. Bases 590 to 1159 code for a protein of 189 amino acids. Gene Ontology annotation, molecular function: RNA polymerase II cis-regulatory region sequence-specific DNA binding; DNA-binding transcription factor activity, RNA polymerase II-specific. Gene Ontology annotation, cellular component: nucleus. Gene Ontology annotation, biological process: regulation of transcription by RNA polymerase II. Lineage: Eukaryota; Metazoa; Chordata; Actinopteri; Pleuronectiformes; Soleidae. The record is from RefSeq and is a predicted model, not a curated record. The transcript has 3 exons.
ACACAUAUAAUUAAUUUAUUCAUUAAUGGGGGUAAUUUAAUGGGGAUGUGCACCCAUAACUGGUGACUUCUUGCUAAUUUGUACAAGAUCAUAUGUUGAUCAAGCUUAAUAGGAAAGUGACAUCUGGAAAUAAAUUUAAGACCUAAUCCUCAAGUUCAGCAUGCACAAGUCUCCGGCCACAUCAAAAACACUCAUCUUUAAAUCCAGGUUUCUAAUACUGAGCAAUCCCCUUUUCUCUAAAACCCCAACAAUAAGGAUCUUAGGAGCUCCCCACUUCUCAUUUUAUGCAGUGAAAUCUGAUUUCUUUUGGAGAAAGGAAUAAGGCAAGAUUAAACGAAUCUGCCAUCCUCCCUAACCUCUUCACAAAACUGCCCAGAUUAGCUAGGAAUUAAGUUUCAACCAUUUUAUGUGUCUGGUCCAUAGAAGGGAUUAUAGUUUUACUAUUUUUUUGCCUCCCAAUUUCACUAUAAGUGUCUGACACAGUGUUGUAGAGAGAGGAGAAGGAGAAGAACAGCUCAGGCUGAGAAGUGCUGUACGUCAACAUCCUGUGAUUAUCAUUGCUUGUGUAUUUAUUGGAAUUUCAUUUGAGAUGGAUCGACUGAUUAGGAUGGACAGACAAAAGUUUCCUUUCACUAUUGAAAACAUAUUGAGCAAAUAUCCAAACGGCAACAGUGAUAGAUGGAUAUGUACGACAAGUGGUGCUGGACUAAAUGAGAGUACAGUGAGUCCUGUUGGAGACCAGAUAGAGACUGUUCAUCACACCUGUGUGUGCUGCUGCUGCUGCUCCCACUGUGGAGACAUACUCCGAUCGGAUUUCAUACACGAAGACUUCCUGCCUGCAGUCUGUCAGUAUGGAUGGCCAUCAGCGAUACUCCCAAACCCAUCUUGUAGGCAGGGAGAAGGUCACAGAGAGGAGCAGUUACCUGCUCAGGUGCAGAGGAGGACCAGACGCCACCGCACUAUUUUCACAGAGGAUCAGCUGGACGCACUGGAGGAGCUGUUCCUGCAAAAUCAGUAUCCAGAUGUGAACAUGAGGGAGAAAUUAGCUCAGUGCACUCACUUAAGAGAAGAGAGAGUGGAGGUUUGGUUUAAAAACCGAAGAGCAAAGUGGAGACGUCAGAAAAGACUAUCAUUUGCUGUUGGAAAUACAGAAAACUAAACUGUGUGUGAUACAAUUUUGCUUUCUGCAGUUGUUAUGCAGGUUAUGUUUUCAGCCACGUUUGCCUGUUCAUCUCAAAGAAUUCAAAAGUAAAAGGUGUAUUUUGAGAAUGUAUACGUAAUGACCCUAUGGAGACAUUUAUAGAUUUUGGUGGUGAUCAGGACACAGAAAUGCAUUCUGGGUUUUUCAAAACAACCGUGUGCGAUAUGGUGGUCUCUUGACACUGUAGCAAACUGAAGGACCUCUGCAUUCUCUGAGUGCUUUCUCUACUUAUCUCAUAUGAUAGCCAGAUUUCUUUCUCCCACAAAAUAAACAGACAUGGGGUUUUUUGUGUGUCAGUCAAAUCAUGUGUCUCUCUUGGUAGCUGGCUUGUUUAUUGAGUACAUGAUAGAAAUACCAGCAGCAUAUGUUAAUACUAAUUGUGAAAGGUAAAAUUAGUAUAUUGAUUGUUCCAGUUGGGAUCUGUUGUGGGAAAAAAUAACCCUAAAGAACAAAUAA